Sinocyclocheilus grahami is the source of this 4011-nucleotide messenger RNA. Its product is annotated as sal-like protein 1. The transcript has a single exon. Lineage: Eukaryota; Metazoa; Chordata; Actinopteri; Cypriniformes; Cyprinidae. Gene Ontology annotation, biological process: regulation of transcription by RNA polymerase II. Gene Ontology annotation, molecular function: RNA polymerase II cis-regulatory region sequence-specific DNA binding; DNA-binding transcription factor activity, RNA polymerase II-specific. The record is from RefSeq and is a predicted model, not a curated record. Gene Ontology annotation, cellular component: nucleus. The annotation marks the transcript as partial.
AUCCCCCUGUUCCCCCCUCUUAUUUCCUCUGCAGGGGACACAGAGACCAAACCGGACGACUCCCCCUGUAAAGACUCGGGUGCCCAUGUCUGCAGUAGAUGUUGCGCAGAGUUCUUUGAACUAUCGGAUCUUGAACAACACCAGAAGAAUUGCACUAAGAAUCAAUUAGUUCUAAUUGUGAAUGAAAAUCCAGUGUCUCCUUCCGGAACCUUCUCCCCAGGCUCCUCUCCUCAUAAUCCUGAUGAGCAGAUGAAUGAUACAACUAAUAACACAGAUCAAGCAGAGUUGACCGACCUUUUGGAGCAGAACGUACUUGACAAAGAGGAGGCCAUGGACACUGAGAUGUCAGGAGUCUCUGCACCUCAUAAUGAUGGAAGUGGAUGUAUGGCAGGUGGCAGCCCACUCAGUGGCGUUGGAAGCAGCCAUGGAGCUCUGGGCAGCACUGGGUCCAAUCUGGGGAACUCUGUUAUCUCUGCCUCACUACCUCAGCUGGGUAACUUGACUGAGCUGGGUAAUUUUUCCAUGAUCAACAGCAACGUCAUUAUUGAAAACCUACAGAGCACCAAAGUGGCAGUGGCCCAGUUCUCUCAAGAGACCAGAGCAGCGGGAGGGCAAAGAGUGGCUGUGCCAGCCCUCAUGGAGCAGCUUUUGGCCCUACAGCAGCAGCAGAUCCAUCAGCUACAGCUCAUCGAGCAGAUUCGUCACCAGAUUCUUAUGCUAGCCUCACAGUCACCUGAGAUCCAAGCACCGCCUAAUUCUUCCCAUGUGACUUUAGGUUCAGGUACUAGCCCACUAACCACUCUUAGUUCCCAUUUGUCUCAACAGUUGGCAGCUGCUGCAGGGUUAGCACAGAGCAUAGCUAGCCAGUCUGCAAGCAUUAGCAGUUUGAAACAGAUGGCUAAUGUUGUGCAGCUACCUCAGAACAAUUCCAGUGUGGGAGAGUCAUCUCAAAACCUUGGAGCAGCAGGACCAGCUACAGUUAAUGCCCCACCUUCAGACAAGAGGCCAGGUAAUGCAGGAAGCUUGCAUCCUCAGUUGGGAAAUCCAUCACUGGCGAAGUCAUCCACACCAGCCUUUGCAAUGGGAAGCCUAUUGAAUCCUGUGGCUAAUACCCUUCUACCUCAGCCUCCACCAGGCAACCCAAUAUUUUCCAGUGCACUGCCCAGUGUCGGUACCACAGUUGAGGAUCUCAACUCACUGGCUGCACUUGCUCAGCAAAGAAAAGGCAAGCCACCUAAUGUAUCUUCUUUUGAACCGAAGAGUAGCUCUGAGGAAACAUUUUUUAAGCAUAAGUGCAGGUUUUGUGGCAAGGUGUUUGGUAGUGACAGUGCUUUGCAGAUUCACUUACGUUCUCACACGGGUGAGAGGCCAUACAAAUGCAACAUAUGUGGCAACCGCUUUUCCACACGCGGUAACUUGAAGGUUCAUUUUCAGCGUCAUAAAGAGAAGUAUCCACACAUUCAGAUGAACCCAUAUCCUGUACCAGAACAUCUAGACAAUAUUCCUACGAGUACUGGCAUUCCCUUUGGUAUGUCUAUGCCUCCCGAGAAGCCAGUGACUAGCUGGCUCGAUAGUAAACCUGUUCUGUCUACUCUGACAUCUUCUGUUGGCAUGUUACUUCCACCAACUAUACCAAGCCUGCCUCCAUUCAUCAAGAAGGAAGAUAAUAGCUCAAUGGCUAUAAGCAGCCCUUCUCAUUCUGCUAAAAGCGACUCAGGUCCUGCUGAUGCACUUAUGAGGAACACAGAUAAUGUGUUGGAAGAAGGGGAGAGCACAACCCUGCCUACCUCAUAUGAAAAAGUUGAAGAAAACAACCAUUCAUCCAGUCUAACGACAAACAUGAGCUCUGCAGUGGAGGGUACCAUUGAGUACACCACCUCCAACAGCCCUCCCAUGGCCACUAAUCCACUCAUGCCCCUGAUGUCAGAACAGUUCAAAGCUAAGUUUCCUUUCGGGGGUCUCCUUGAUCCUCUCCAAGGUUCAGAAACAUCUAAGCUUCAGCAACUCGUUGAGAACAUCGACAGGAAAGUGACAGACCCUAAUGAGUGCGUUAUCUGCCACCGUGUUCUUAGCUGCCAGAGUGCACUCAAAAUGCACUACCGCACACACACCGGGGAGAGGCCUUUCAAAUGUAAAGUGUGUGGUCGUGCCUUCACCACCAAGGGCAAUCUCAAGACUCAUUACAGUGUCCAUCGAGCUAUGCCGCCACUGAGGGUCCAGCAUUCUUGUCCUAUUUGCCAGAAGAAGUUCACAAACGCUGUGGUACUUCAGCAGCACAUUCGCAUGCAUAUGGGUGGCCAGAUCCCUAACACCCCUCUUCCUGACAACUAUCCAGAAUCCAUGGGAUCCGAUGCUGGCUCAUUCGAUGAAAGAAACUUUGAUGAUCUUGAAAACUUCUCUGAUGAAAAUAUGGAAGGAAUCGAGGAUGGACCAGACAGCAGCAUUCCAGACACACCAAAGUCAGUUGAUGCAUCUCAAGACAGCCUCUGUUCAUCCCCUACUCCACAGGAGUCAUUACGCAUGGAGAGCCAAGAGAAGAGUGCCAAUCAGGGAGCAGAAGAAGAAGUGCAGUGUGACCAAGGGAAAUUAAUGGAGAACGGAGUAAUGGAAGGAGACAGACUCACAAAUGACUCCUCUUCUCUUGGAGGCGACAUCGAAAGCCAAAGUGCCGGAAGUCCAGCUGUCUCUGAAUCUACCUCUUCCAUGCAAGCUCCAUCACCCUCUUAUGGUACUAUCCAACAGCAAAAGUCUCCUAGUCUGGAGGACCGGCAGCAGAGGGCAUUGUCAUUGGACUACAUUAGUGUGGGUCUCAUGCAGUCUCAUUCUCACAGUCCUGGAGCUCUGGAUCUUACUUCAAUUAACUCAUCAAAAGAUCCUCUUAGCAUGCUUUUCCCCUUCCGUGAGCGAGGCACCUUGAAGAAUACAGCAUGUGACAUCUGUGGCAAAAUGUUUGCCUGCCAGAGUGCCUUGGACAUCCAUUACCGAAGCCAUACCAAAGAGAGACCGUUCAUUUGCACAGCAUGCAACCGGGGCUUUUCCACCAAGGGGAACUUGAAGCAACAUAUGCUGACCCACCAGAUGCGAGAUUUGCCCUCCCAGCUCUUUGAGCCUAACACCAGUCUUGCCUCCAGCCCAACUCCAUCGCUUCUAUCUGUUGGACCCUUGUCCUCAAUGAUGAAGGCUGAGGUCAAUGGCUUUCUGCAUGGCCUUCAACCUGAAGUAAAAGACUUGCCCCCAGCACUGGUGACCUCAUCUGCUUCCACCUCUCCAGUACUUUCGGCCGCCCCACCACGGAGGACGCCUAAGCAGCACUACUGUAACACUUGUGGGAAGACAUUCUCCUCCUCCAGUGCCCUGCAAAUCCACGAGAGAACCCAUACGGGAGAGAAGCCCUUUGCUUGCACAAUCUGUGGACGAGCAUUUACCACCAAAGGAAAUCUCAAGGUAAUUACUGCUGUAUAUAAGAAGAAAAUUAUUUUCUCUGUUUUUUUAUGAAAUACGUUAUUUGAACUUUUUACUUGAUGUUAUUUUGCUAUUCAUGUGUGUGAAAAGCCAGCCAAAAUAGGGAUUGAUCAUAUAAACAAGUAUUGAUGAGGGAAAAUAAGUAGAAUGCUUUGUGAAUAAUAAGGGGGGAAAGUGAAAAGCACAAGCAUGCAUAAAGAAAUUAUACAGAAAGUAUACAAUUAUAAAGAAAGUAUACAGAAAUAAUAAAGAGGAAGUGGAAAUGGUGAGUCAUCCAAUUAAUAUGAAUAUUGGGCUGAAACUUGAACUUGAAAUUGGUAGAACAAAGCCAAGAAUGCUUCACUUAACAGGCCUUAACCAUAGUUACCAACGGUAACCACCCUUAGCAGUGGCAUGCUAACUAUUUUUCCAGAGUUUAUCUUUGAUCGCAAUAAAUAAAUAGGCCAAGCACACAGAUAAACAGAAUCCUGGGGGGUUUAUAUGGAUAUGUGAUUGCACUAAUUUGUGUGAAAUGUGACUCGCAAUAGGCAUAAUUUUCAGGAAGAAAUG